AUGAAGUCGUUCACACUUGCAAGAUCUCAGGCUGCUGCGGAGCACUGCCAAGAAAUGAUGGCAGAGCCACAAGGUUUGGCACCAGGAGCAGAUCGGCUCCCUGUUCCAGCAAGGCUGCUGGUCACAGCACCUGGUAGUUCUGCUGAAGAGGCACGGCAAGCAAUUGCAGCAGCCAAGCAACAACAUGCCUGGGAGAAGCGCUUUCUCCCAAUUGAAGAAAAGGACCUUCCAGCCAUUCAUUUGUCGUCGCUGGAACCUGAUGGAGGCCUUGCGGAUUGGACAGAGAGCCUGAAGCUCCAGGCUGAGCUUGGUCUCCAAGACGAACUCUCCACAGCGCCUCAUGAAGUUCUGGAAAUGGAAGACUAUGUUGACAAGUUGGAUGCCGUCCACACCGAGUUGCAGGAGACUGUUGCUGAUCUGAAGCUGCGCCUUCAAGCUGCCAGAGUUUUGCUCCGGCAUCACGACCCCAAAGCAGGGUCCCGAUUCUGUGAGCACUGUCCACAUUGUUUUCUGUCCAACUAA
Messenger RNA from Durusdinium trenchii, 522 nucleotides. The record is from the annotation of a GenBank genome assembly. Lineage: Eukaryota; Dinophyceae; Suessiales; Symbiodiniaceae.